AUGACUAUUGAUAUACGCGAGAGCGAAGCCAAUCCACAGCUGGUGGUGCAGUUGGCGCAGGAGGUGUAUAAUACGGAUCUGCUGCUGCUGCUGGUCAACAAUUUGGCUUCAUUUGAGUUCGAGGCGAAGAAGGAUGCGGCGCAGAUCUUCAACAAUCUCUUGCGCAGACAAGUGGGCACGCGCUUCCCCACAGUCGAAUACAUCUGCCAACGCGAGGCCAUUCUCUUUGUGCUGGUGCAGGGAUACGAAAGUGACCAGAACGACAUUGCGCUCAACUGUGGGUUGAUGCUGCGCGAAUGCAUUAAACACGAGGCACUCACCAAGAUCGUCCUCAACUCAUCCCUGCUAUUCCAAUUCUUCACGUAUGUCGAGCUGCCCACGUUCGAUGUUGCUGCAGAUGCGUUUGCGACAUUUAAGGAACUCAUUACGCGGCACAAGGUGGUGGUGGCAGAGGUGCUUGAGGCUAAAUACGAGGAGUUCUUCAAACACUACGACAAUCUGCUGGACUCCAGCAAUUACGUCACCAGGCGCCAGUCGUUAAAGCUUCUGGGCGAGAUUCUGUUGGAUCGGGCCAACUUCAACAUAAUGACUAGAUAUAUCUGCGGACCGGAGAAUCUGAAGCGCAUGAUGAACUUGCUCAGAAGCAAAAGCAGGAACAUCCAAUUCGAAGCCUUCCAUGUGUUCAAGGUGUUUGUUGCCAAUCCAAAUAAGCCCGAGCCUAUCCUCAACAUUUUGCUGAAGAACAAGGAGAAACUGGUCGAUUUCUUGAACAAGUUUCACAACGAUCGCACGGAUGAUGAACAAUUCAACGACGAGAAGGCCUAUCUUAUGAAACAGAUCCAAAAUUUACAUCCGGCGUCGGCGUCUAAUGCCGCCAAUCCUGGUGGCAGCAGUCCUCAGCCCGUAUAAAGUCC
Sphaeroforma arctica JP610 is the source of this 914-nucleotide messenger RNA. Its product is annotated as calcium-binding protein 39. The record is from RefSeq and is a predicted model, not a curated record. The coding region runs from base 1 to 909 and encodes 302 amino acids. Gene Ontology annotation, molecular function: protein serine/threonine kinase activator activity. Gene Ontology annotation, biological process: intracellular signal transduction. NCBI's taxonomy places the organism in Eukaryota, Ichthyosporea, Ichthyophonida. The transcript is spliced from 9 exons.